Molecule: messenger RNA, 498 nt
Organism: Rhagoletis zephyria (snowberry fruit fly)
Lineage: Eukaryota; Metazoa; Arthropoda; Insecta; Diptera; Tephritidae
Gene: sun
Product: ATP synthase subunit epsilon stunted
Biological process (GO): proton motive force-driven mitochondrial ATP synthesis
Cellular component (GO): mitochondrial inner membrane
Molecular function (GO): proton-transporting ATP synthase activity, rotational mechanism
Source: RefSeq, a predicted model, not a curated record
UAUCGGCGAGCGGGUUUGCUUUUUUGCAAAUUUUUUCAAUUUUUCAUAAGUAAAAAAUACAAAAAACACAUCAGCAAAAUGACCAACGCAUGGAGAGCAGCUGGGCUUACCUACAUCCAAUACUCCAACAUCUGCGCUCGUGUUGUGCGCCAAGCGCUGAAGGCCAAUUUGCGAACCGAUGCUGCUAAGCGCAAUGAGACCCAUGUGAGGUUCACUCCUUGGGUCGAUGGAAAACCAGCACAUGAAAAGUAAAACAGCAUCGAGCUAAACAUUUGUUUAAAUUAUAAAAAAGUAUGCGAUGUAGUAAGUGAAAAUAGACAUCAGUUGUUUCGUUUCCCAAUUAAUUGGUUAAACAACUAACGUUCUUGUUUUUUGCUUGUUUAACUUUUUCCUCUAUGUUUUAUAUACGAUUCCUGCUUUCAAACAACGUGUCGUACACAGAAUCCAAAUAUAAACAAACAAAAAUCUCCUGCUUUAAAAAAGUAUUCCUGCCAAAUG